AUGCCUGUAAAACGAGUCGCAGUCAUCGGCGCUGGGCCGGCAGGAGCCAUUGCGAUAGAUGCCCUGGCGCAAGAAAAGACCUUUGAUCUUAUCCGUGUCUUUGAGCGCCGCGAGGGUCCAGGAGGCUGUUGGAUUGGCGACUCAUCCCAGCCUCCAACACUCCGCGACUUUGCAUCUCUAGCGACAAGAACAGCUGAUCCAUCACUAUCUAUCCCAGAAACUCUGCCCGCGCAGGCUCCAAAGUCAGAUCAGCCUCGGUUUACUGAGUCGUCUGUUUACCCUUAUCUGGAAACCAAUAUCGACUUCCUGCCCAUGCAGUUCGCCCAGGAACCUUUCCCAGAAGAGCGCACCGAGCUUUCUAUAUCUCACCACGGACCCGAAACCCCAUUUCGAAAGUGGGAUGUGGUACGGAAAUACGUGAGGAGUCUCGUAGAGCGUCGGGGUUACAGCGAUUGGGUUUCGUACAACACCACAGUGGAACGGGUCGAGAAGGUGGGGACGGAGUGGAAAGUGACACUGCGAAAGGACGGAGAAAAGAGCGAUUACUGGUGGGUUGAGUGGUUUGAUGCGGUCGUCGUGGCGAGUGGACACUUCUGGGUCCCAUAUAUUCCCCCAAUAGAAGGCUUGGAGGCGUUUGAGAAGACAAGACCGGGCAGUGUACUUCACAGCAAGCAUUUCCGCGGGAGAGAUGCAUUUGCGGACAAGCGAGUGGUGGUUGUAGGCGCAUCUGUCUCAGCAGCCGACAUCGCAUUCGAUCUCGUGGAAACGGCAAAAGAACCAGUCCACGCAAUCACAAUCGGUCAUGCUGCUAACGGGUACUUCGGCGAUGAAGCAUUUAAUCACCCCAAGAUACAAAGACAUCCAUCGAUAGAACGAGUCUCGAACAGAACGGUGCACUUGACCAACGGAGAUUGCAUCACGGACGUCGACCACAUUGUCUUCGGCACAGGAUACAGCUGGACGCUACCGUUCCUACCGGCAGUUCCUGUUCGCAACAAUCGUAUCCCUGAUCUAUACCAACAUGUUGUUUGGCAAAAAGACCCGACAUUACUAUUUGUUGGUGCUGUCGCGGCUGGUCUGACGUUCAAAGUCUUUGAAUGGCAAUCGGUUUUAGCUGCACGGUUGCUGGCUGGCCGAGCCACUCUACCUUCUCUUGAGGUGAUGCAGAAAUGGGAAGCGGAUCGUAUAAAGGCUCGGGGUGAUGGUGUGAAGUUUACACUGCUCUUCCCGGACUUCGAAGACUAUUUUGAGACGCUGAGAUGUCUAGCCGGCGAGGGAGAAGAAGGAAAUGGACGAAAGCUGCCCAAAUUUCGCCGCGAGUGGGUGAGGGCAUUUUUUGAGGGACAUGAACGCCGCAAGGCUAUGUGGAAGAGGUUGAACUUGAAAUCUCAGGCGGCGUUGGUGAAUACUAAGACUACCCAAAAGGUAGUAGCUAGACUAUGA
Messenger RNA from Penicillium griseofulvum, 1443 nucleotides. RefSeq lists its product as uncharacterized. Gene Ontology annotation, molecular function: flavin adenine dinucleotide binding; NADP binding; N,N-dimethylaniline monooxygenase activity. The coding region runs from base 1 to 1443 and encodes 480 amino acids. The record is from RefSeq and is a predicted model, not a curated record. The transcript has 3 exons. Lineage: Eukaryota; Fungi; Ascomycota; Eurotiomycetes; Eurotiales; Aspergillaceae.